This is a messenger RNA of Musa acuminata subsp. malaccensis (wild Malaysian banana), 851 nucleotides long. Lineage: Eukaryota; Viridiplantae; Streptophyta; Magnoliopsida; Zingiberales; Musaceae. The record is from RefSeq and is a predicted model, not a curated record.
AUGGAGCCAUUGUCGUCGUCGUGUCCGCCGAGGGACGUCUCCGCUGGGCCCUCGUUGUCGUCGGGGCCAGGAUCGAGCAAGCAUUGCCCGGGCAGACAAGAAGAAUUGGUGUCACUGCCGUCGUCGUCUCCGCCGGUCGAGGUCGCCUCUGGGCUUUCCUCGUCGUCGGCGGCGUUGACGGUGCAGGGGAAGCUUUUCGUCGGCGGCAUCUCAUCGGAAACGGGGGAGGCGUUGCUGGUGGAGCACUUCGCUGAGUAUGGCGAGUUGAGGGAGGUGACCGUGAUACGGGACCGCAUCACGGGCAACUCGAGGGGGUUCGGCUUCGUUCGGUUCGUCAAUCCGGAUAAUGCCGAGAGCGCGCUCAAGGAGGCGAUGCAUGUCAUCGAUGGAAAGACGAACAACUACCAUGAGCUGAAAGGGAAAUUUGUAGAUGUCAAGGUAGCAAUACCCAAGAAUGAUAAUAAUUAUACCAAUAACAGAAAUAACAACAAUUAUGGUAGUUCAAGCAUUGGAGGAGGUGGAGGUCGAAGGUGGCCGAUUUAUGACGCCUAUCAAGGCUGUUAUCAUGCAACACAUGGAUAUUGUGGACCUGGUUCAUGUGGUAUUACUCUAUAUGGAUACCAAUUUGUGAGCCCUUUGAAUGAUCCAAGGUGGAUGCCAACGCUUGUGACCUACUACCCUUAUGUCAUGGGAGGCUCUGGGAGCAACAUGCCUGCUCAUGAUCAUCUUCUGUUUCAUGCAUCUGAUGACAGUAAUGGAGACUACUGCUAUACAAAUGGAGACACCUUGAAGUAGAGAGAAAUCACAAGUUAAAGGAGGUGAUAAUUGUGGUGCAAAGUAAAUGCUGAUUG